Neocloeon triangulifer is the source of this 1861-nucleotide messenger RNA. RefSeq lists its product as uncharacterized. The transcript has 10 exons. The record is from RefSeq and is a predicted model, not a curated record. Gene Ontology annotation, biological process: nucleotide-sugar metabolic process; regulation of DNA repair; carbohydrate metabolic process. The coding region runs from base 107 to 1336 and encodes 409 amino acids. Gene Ontology annotation, cellular component: cytoplasm; nucleus. NCBI's taxonomy places the organism in Eukaryota, Metazoa, Arthropoda, Insecta, Ephemeroptera, Baetidae. Gene Ontology annotation, molecular function: poly(ADP-ribose) glycohydrolase activity.
AGACUAACUGAGAACGUUGAAAUAGUGAGACGCAGCCAGCACAUUCUCAAUACACACACAGGCAGAGGCAAGGAUAAGAGACUUUUAUCUCCACAACUUUGAUAAUAUGAGCAGUCAAAUGUCAACGACCAACGGCACCGCUAGUUUGGCCAAUGAGGACCGGACAAAGGAAGCAAUACGGAACUGGACCACUCAAUAUCGAUUAGCUGGUCAGUUGGAACUUGCGAUAAAGAUGUGGUCAAGUGAAACAUGCGAUUUGACCAGAGCUAAUUUCAAAAUUCUGCGCCAGCUUAUAACUAAAGGCGACACUAAUUACAUUCUACAAACGCUGGCACCUUUCAUAGAAAAACUGGCAAAGAAUAUAAGUCCAGUUGAUGAAUAUUUGUUUGCGGGGAAGGAGGCAACUGUGACUUUAAGCAAGAUUCGCAUCGCCGAGAUUCUUGCAAACGGUUUCUUUUGCACAUUUGAUGACAAAAUUGCCACUUGCCGGGACUUUCCACCCAUCAACUUUUCUAAUCUUUACAUUGACUCAUCCACUGCCUGGUUUGAUGCGAAACUAGAAAAACUGAAAUGUCUCAUCGAGUACUUCAAACAAGUUUCUGUCCAACAAGAUGAAUUAAAUGAAGAUCACGUUUCCUUUCAAAGAAUUUGUGUGACGGAAAGUUUGGAUUGGUUGAACAGCACGUUGCCCCUGAGCGAGUUCAACAUCAAUAAUAGUGACAGUAUGUACGAGUGUCCAGACAACAUGGCUCAAGUCAACUUUGCAGACUGCAAUAUUGGUGGGGGAACGUUGAAGGACAACUGCUGCCAAGAGGAGAUCAAAUUCAUAACGUGCCCCGAACUGAUCGCUGCACGUUUGCUUUGCCAAGAAAUGAAGAGUAAUGAGGCAAUCGUAAUUAGCGGUGCCUUGCCAUAUUCCAAGCACAGCGGAUACGCCAGCCUGUUUAAGUUUGCAGGACCUGCCGAUCAAAAUGCAAAUCGUUCUUCCACCUUGAUUGCAAUCAACGCCACUGAUUUCUCAUCGGGCGAUCCACAUCGGCAAUUCACAAAAAAGUCCAUCGACAAGGAACUGCUGAAAGCCUACGCCGGUUUCUCAAAGUGCCCGCUGGAUACGAUUGCAACUGGGAAUUGGGGCGGUGGAAAUUUGAAAGGUGACUCGGAACUAAAAAUGCAAAUCCAGUGGCUGGCAGCUUCCAUGGCCAAAAAGAAGCUAGUCUACUAUUGCAACGGAGAACAAAAAUUGAUUGAUAGUUGCCUUAAUUUGAAGAAAGAAAAAUCAACGAAUAUUGGCCAGCACUACACUGUAAUUCUUUGCCGCUACGAUGAGGAUUUUUGAAAAAGUUUCUACGCUUGUCAGAAAGAUGGCGGAAAAUAAUGUUACACCAGAAUGAAAAGCGAAAUCUCCCCACGACGAGCAGAGUCUAUCAGAAAAGAAUUAUACAAUCUAAAUGCAUGUAUGUAUAUUCAGAGUAUUUACUUCCAGUCACAUCUUUUAUGGUUUUACUUUCCAAAGGUAUACCAGAAAUUAAUUUCUUAAAGUUAUCAUCAAUAAUUUUGACAAAAAUAAAAAAUAAUUUUGGAACCUUUUCUAUUUUUUUUUUUUUUUUUUUAUGUUUAACCUGGACUUUUAUUGAUGUUUCAAUUUAGAAUUUGACGGAAGCAAGAUUUUACCAAAGAAAUUUAAUUCAUUCUAUCGCUAAACAUGGAUUAAUUAAAUAAUUUAAUUGUGAUUGUGAAGUUGCUCUCAGAAGGAUUAAAUAUUUAUAUAUCAAGGCUGUUUUUUACUUUUGUUCUGUCAAUGUAAUUUUGUUGUUAUUUUUUCUCUUGUAACCAAUCAAAAUAAAAAAUUUGUAAUACUGGA